Messenger RNA from Cuscuta europaea, 1361 nucleotides. The record is from the annotation of a GenBank genome assembly. NCBI's taxonomy places the organism in Eukaryota, Viridiplantae, Streptophyta, Magnoliopsida, Solanales, Convolvulaceae.
ACAUCUCUCCAUUUGCUAUUAGGGUUUCCUCCACUGUUUAAGAUAAUUGGUUAACUGUCUUGGUCGCAAAAUUCCAAUGGAGACUCCAUCAUCGACUAGAAGAGUAACCAGAUCGCAGGCCAAAGCUGCUGCUUCUGCAAACACCGUUACUACCAAUAACAUCCCCAUUUCAAAGAUGAGAAUAGAAGAAUCUGAAAAGAAGAAGGGACAGAGGAAUGAUACUCAACAGCAAGAAAGAGGUGCACUUGUUGACAUAACCAACGAUUCACCCAUUAUAGGGCUGGCAAUGGGGGGUGCCACAUCAUCAACGUCGUCAACAAUGGUGUCCAAGAAGAGGGUGAUGAUGGUGAAAACUACAAGUCCAGGAUCGGGGGAGGCUCUCUUGAGAGGUCAAGUCAAAAACUUGUUGCAGAAGGUCGAAGAAGAUGAGUCGCAUCUCGUCUCGAUCAAACAACUCUCGAUGGCAAAUAACAAUAACAAUAGACCUUUCCUUCACCUUCUUCAAAGCCCAAUGCAUCUUUUUCUUGCUCCAACCCCGGCAAACACGCCCCAUCUAAACCCUCCUGAAAAUAUGUUGCCCUCUGUCACUCCAACACCUGUUGAAGACAAGCUCACUAUCUCUCAGAUGAACGGAGAAGAUGAGAGUAAGGUGACAAGGUCACUGCUGCUGGAGUUUUCAGAGAAGUCGGAGGGGUACGAUUCAUCAUCAGUGGUGACAAAUGAGACUGUGGUAACAACAGCAGGAGGAGGAGGGGAAGAUGAUGUCUCAUCAUCUGUUUGGUCUGUCCAGGCGAAUGCUGCAGUUGAAGAGCUUUGCCAGGGCAUGAGCAAGAUCUGCUUCAACACUAGUAAUAAUGGGGGCAACAGGUUUAUUGCAGUAGGGAAGCAUACCCGCUUUGUGUACAACAGCGACGGUGAGAUUGAAGGCGUGGAGGAAGAGGAGGUGCAGCUCCUCAAGGGUUUGCCACAGCCUAAUGGGAAGCAUCUUCGUUUCAGUGAUGAUGAAGAAGAUGAAGAAUAGGGGACGCAUUCUCCCUACUUCUUUUACUUGUUUUGAAACCAACGGCAAAACGCAGUGUCAUUCAGUACUUCUGAAAAUGAAACACUGAUGACUUUGGAAUUGUGUUGAUGAUAAUAUAGAAUAUGUUUGGUGUUUGUUUCUAUUUUGAUUUCUGUGUUUUGGCAUUUGAUUAAAACAACGUUCAUAGUUUGAGGUUAACAGACUGACCCCCUUCCUCUCUUAUGGAGUUCCAUUGGCCUCUUCUUUAUAAAGUUACCAAGUGCGUUACAUUCUUAAUUGUGAAUCCUAUAUUAUUUAUUAUAUUGAAUAUUAACAGUGAACACUUAUUAUUUAGAAACAA